Messenger RNA from Sipha flava (yellow sugarcane aphid), 2892 nucleotides. RefSeq names its product RNA-binding protein lark (gene lark). The transcript is spliced from 12 exons. Bases 504 to 1676 code for a protein of 390 amino acids. Gene Ontology annotation, molecular function: mRNA binding; zinc ion binding. The record is from RefSeq and is a predicted model, not a curated record. NCBI's taxonomy places the organism in Eukaryota, Metazoa, Arthropoda, Insecta, Hemiptera, Aphididae. Gene Ontology annotation, cellular component: cytosol.
GCGUCGUACACACUUGCCCUCAAAUAUACGCCCGCACACUAACGCAUACAUGAAUACACGCACGCGCGUGCGCAAUCAAUUGUGAAUAGAUUCGGACCAUUUCGUAUACGUUUCCUCGAAAAUCGUCUCUCCGACCUCCUUCACCCAAGCCCGUAAUCCAUCGACGCCUUCAUCGCCAUCAUCUUUACUAUAAUACAUCGACGUCGCGUUUUUUUUUUUUUUUCGAAAUUUGCUAUCACAUCAUCGUUUUUUAACGCGUCCCCGCGUAUUCCGCUAACGCCAUCCCGUUACAUCAACCGCUUGCCGAUUGAUCGCCACAGCCGUCUUUCAAAUAGUCAACGCUGUCACCGUUUUUCAACUACACCUAACGUCGCAGCAUUUGCUGUCUCCGACGUUCAUUUUCCGCGUCCUGUGACUAUAGUGUGUAUGACUACUUUGUAGUGGUAAGCACGCGACAAUAUUUGUAACAACAAUAGUUGAACACAUUACAGUGUAGACGAGAAAUGCGAGAUUUUGAUCACAAACGGGGCAGACAAUUGGUUGACUGUACCACUGAAGAGGACACUGUUGCCGAAGAAACGACCGCAAAAGAAAUAAUGCCUUCUGACACUGAAAGUAACACAAGUUUCAACACUAGCAGUGUACGAACUUUUAAGAUUUUUAUUGGAAAUCUUUCUGAAAAGACCACAUCUAAUGAUAUCAGGCCAUUAUUUGAGAAGUAUGGCAAAGUUGUUGAAUGUGAUGUUAUGAAAAAUUUUGGCUUUGUUCAUAUGGAUGAUGAUAAUAAUGGCCGUGCAGCUAUUAAAGCUUUGAAUGGUUCAAUGGUUAAUGACUUAGCUAUGAAAGUUGAAGCUGCUACUAGUCGUCGAGGUCCAAAUACUCCAACUACUAAAAUUUUUGUAGGUAAUCUUUCUGAAACAACCAAAGCCAAUGAAGUACGUGAAUUAUUUGCAAGAUAUGGAACUGUUGUUGAGUGUGACAUUGUUAGAACCUAUGGGUUUGUGCAUAUUGAUUCAACUGAUGUUAGUCGACUUAUUAAAGAUUUAAAUGGACAUAUGUUAGAUGGUCAACCAAUUAAGGUGCAAAUUUCAAAUAGCCGAGUUCGUCAGAGACCUGGAAUGGGCAUGCCAGAACAGUGUUAUAGGUGCGGCAAGGGUGGCCAUUGGUCUCGGGAGUGCAGUCGUGAAGGAUAUGGAUAUGGAAGAGAUGCUCUCCCACCCCUUCCACCUCCACGUGCACUACUUUAUCCACCACCACCUCCGCCUUCAUUUGUUCGUGAUCGAAUUCUCGGUUCUUAUGGUACUGGGCUAAAAACUGAUUUAACUAGAAUGGACGAUUAUUCAAUGUUGUCUCACUCUGAACUUGGUGGUCAUAUGUAUGAGACUGAUGGAUUGUAUGAUCGUUACUAUGAUCGAAGUCUUAUGAGAACAGCUGCUGAUGGUUAUGGUAUGGACAGAAGAAUGCCAAGGAUGCCAUCAAGUCGCGAUUAUUUAUCAUCAUCUACACGUAUUGGAACAACAAUGCGUGAUCCUGACUAUGUAUUCACUCGCCGCUCCCCAUUAUCAAGCACCCGUACAUCUGGUUCAACUCAUGCAUAUGAUGAUUUUUCUAGAGAUUCUUAUGAUGAUCGUCGAGUUUCGGGAUCUCGCGGUUCGUCGCGUUACACGCCGUAUUAAAAAAAACCGUGUAUAUAUUAUCGUGCCGCCGCCGUAUACUCGCGUCGCCGGAUCGGAUAAACGUACACUCACACAUCGCCGACCGUCAACAAUUUUUUUUUUUAAACCGGCCCGAGUUUUUAAGGAGCCAAAAUUACAUUUACGAAGUCUUUAAUAAGAUUAUUUGUCUACAUUGGAUUUAUUUAGGUUUAAUAAUAAAAAAUAUAAUUUCUUAGUGUCACAAAUUACCAAUCUAUUUUUUUUUUUUUAUUUUUUUUUUUGUAAAGGCAUUAGACCACAGGUUGAAUUUACUUGGGCUCUUAGAUUAUUUAUAUUAAUUCAUUUUUUUUCAACUUUAGUAUUAAACAAAAAAAUUUUUCUAGAACUAUAAGAUUCAUUGACUAAGUUUAUUUCUAUAUCAUAAUUAUUAUCAUUACAGUGGUUUAAUAUUAACAAUAUUUUCUGAAAUUUCUGUUUGUCGAGUUAUUAAACAAUUUUUUCAUUAGAAAAUUAGAAUGUAAGCCUUUAUAGUCAAAGGUUUUUACAGUUAGGUUAUUGUAAUAAAUUACUCAAAAUAUGAAUAUUGUAAGCCCAAAUAAUCUUAUGACAACAAUAAUUUGUAAUUCUCAUUGUAAUAAAUUAUAAGAAAAUAAAAAAAUAAGUAAAAAAAAAAAAACAUACUAUUUAAUUUUGUAGUCCCUACAUACUCUUAUAUAUUAGUUAAGUGUUUUUUAGUUUGACCAUUACAGCCGACCGAUCUCGUAGUUCGCCGAAACCGUGAUAUUUUUGUACACUGUUCGAUGCGUGCGACAUUCCGAGGACUAUUUGAACGAAGCCAAUGCGUUUACGAUUUGUAUAAAAUACUCAUUCUUAGAAUGCUCUUAACAUGUGGCUGAAUUGAUAACAUUGACCAGUGGCAAAAAAACAAAAAAUAAUUUAUUAAACAUUGAGAAUGUAAUCUACUGAAUAUUUGAUACCCAAUUCUCAUUAUAGUAGCUAUGUACUGGUCUUUGUGAUAUUAUGUAUGCAAACCUGUUAUAGUUGAUAAUAUUUUUAAACGUAAAAAAAAUUUACGUAAAAAUACUGAUGCUGAUGUUAAAGAAUAAAGAACUUCAAUUUCAUCUCAAAUAACCAACAAUAUUAAUUGUCAAUUAUUUGUAAUUAUAUUCAUUGUUAUGAUGUUUGAACAUAAAGUAACUUGUUGUGUUAUUGGAAUAAUAUGUUGUUCUAUUAUUUA